AUGCUUUACAAUGCUUUGACAGCACACACCAAAGAAGACAAAGAAUGUAAUAGAAAUAUUAUAGAACAAACAUACAGUGAAAUAUCAAUGCCAUUACAUGAUAAUGAGAUUUUACCUGAUGUGGAUUUAGUUGAACCUAGUACUAGCUCUGGUGGUGUACAUUCAUCCCACAAUCAGGUUGAUGAUAAGAAUACUCCUUGUAAAAGACGUUUACACAAUAAACAAUAUUGUGCGAUAAGCACACAAGUAAAAAUUAAAAGUAAUAACGAAAAAAAUUUGUUGAAAAGAAAAAAAGUAUUAGAACAAAAACUUAAAAGACAAAAUAAAUAUAUUGAUCACAUGAAAUCAUUGUUAGCUGUUGUAAAGAAGUAUACAUCUCAGUCGGAUAUUGAAAAUAUUAUUAAGGGGAAUUUUUCCGACCUUUGUAAAUUAUUUAAGAAAUCUAAUCCACCUAAUCAUCCUCAAGGUAACUAUGCGUCAGUAGGUGAGAACCGUAUGCAUUAUGCAAUCAUCAGUUCUGACGUCACUCAAGUAUUAGUAGUUAGUGACGCUACUGUG
Brenthis ino (lesser marbled fritillary) is the source of this 558-nucleotide messenger RNA. The record is from the annotation of a GenBank genome assembly. NCBI's taxonomy places the organism in Eukaryota, Metazoa, Arthropoda, Insecta, Lepidoptera, Nymphalidae.